Messenger RNA from Lathyrus oleraceus (garden pea), 577 nucleotides. RefSeq names its product triphosphate tunnel metalloenzyme 3-like. NCBI's taxonomy places the organism in Eukaryota, Viridiplantae, Streptophyta, Magnoliopsida, Fabales, Fabaceae. The record is from RefSeq and is a predicted model, not a curated record. The transcript has a single exon.
CUCUCUCUCUCUCUCUCUCUCUACCUCUCUACCUCCAUUCGAAAUGGAAGUAGAAGUGAAUCUUUGUCUCGCAAACGAAGAAUCCCAUCACCAUGUCAUCACCUUGCGUUUUCCCUUCCACGUCGUAACCCAUCGCCAAUACAACCUCUUCUAUAACGGCGCCGCAUCUGAACUCUCUUCUUGCCACGUUAUUCUUCAUCUUUGAUUCUACAGUAACAAGGAAUAAUGUGUUGUUUCGCUCAAAGCAAAGGCGAUUCUUGUCGACGGUCUGAGUCGCGUUAAAAAAGAUGAAGAUGAUUUAGAUUCGAAGGUUGGUCGCGAUUGUGUUGCUGAACCUGGGAAGCUGGGUUUAUUGGAGUCGAGGAUUCUAAAAAGGGUGAAGGAGGAAUUUGGGGUGGUGGGUGGGAAUGGGUUUUUAGGGUUGGGAGAUUUUCGAAACUUGAAGAAUGUUUAUAAUUUGAAAGGUUUGAAAUUGGAAGUGGAUGAGACUGAUUUUGAUUUUGGAACUUUCUAUGAGAUUGAGUUUGAGAGUGAUGAUCCUAAAGAAGCUAAACGCAUUCUCGAGGAAUUCUUGUGA